AUGGACAAUCCUACUGCCCCAACCCGACCGCGCAAGCGAAAUCGCUAUAUCUGGUUGGCCUGUGACGAGUGUCGCCGACGCAAAGUCAAAUGUAGUGGUGACCGUCCAUGUCAGCGAUGCGACAUGCUUGCUCUGAGCUGCACCUAUGAGCAAGGGCCGCAGCAUAAUAAUCAUGACGGCAGCAUGAAACAGACAGUAGAUGACAUGCAAGCAACCAUUGCCAGUAUGCAGGGCCAGAUCGCGUCCAUCAUGUGCCAGAUGAGCCGUAAUUCGUGUCCAAGACCUGCUCCUGCCGUCGAGCCAGUGUCUGUGGGUGCGAAUAGCGACAUGCCUCCUCCAGAUCCCCUGUUCCUGAUAACCCUUGAUGAGGCUGUACGGUACAUUGAUAUUUACAAUCAAGCCGUCUCCCAGACAUACCCGGUAGUCGAUGGCGAGUUUGUGCUCUCGCACGCACGGGCAGUUUGGGACCCAGCCGCGCAGGUCCACGAGAGUGGCCUUCUCCAGAGUCGCGAUACGGCAAUGCUACGUGCAAUCCUAGCAGUGGGAAUAGUGGUGGAUAACGGCCACCAAAGGCGAGAGAUGACCGACUUGCUAUUCCAAGGAGUAAAGUCUGCGCUGGAUGAGCAGCUCUUUCAUAGUGCCGCAAACACGUCGGGGGUUGUUCUUUUCACACUUGCCAGCUUUUACUUCUUCUACUUGUCACAAGAGCUCCAGGCAUGGAGGAUGAUAUCGUCUGCCACCAGACUUGUCCUGGAGCUCCGACUCCACACCAAAGAAGGAUGGGACAGCUUGGAUGCUCCGACAAGGGAUUUGUGCACCCGCAUAUUCUGGUCGGUUUAUAUACUCGAUCAACGAUUGAGCAGCGCAAACAAUGUUCCUUUCUCCCUACACGAUUCCGACUUUGAAAGAUCUGUCCCAGCACCGGCAUCCGCUGAGUAUCCAUAUUUUACCACAAUGGUUGAAUAUAGUCGUCUGUGCUCAAAAGUUCAUACCUUUCUUGCUCCGUACACACGUGGAAAUGACGAUAGGAUCGACUCGGCAAAAUCGGAGUUUCUGCACUACCAGAUCGAACAAUGGUACGAUCACUUACCCAAGGAUCUCAAGUUCAACAUCCAGGAACCGGAAGGAUCAAGCAGCGUGGCGUAUCCCCUGAGGGCGCUGCUGUACCUCCGCCGGAACCAGCUGCGGACAUUGAUUGAACGGCCCAGGCUGCAUUCCACGAUGGCGAUCAUGGAAGACUCGGCCCGUGCCCGCGCAAUCAUUGAGACUGCCAACGACACAAUCCGGGCCCUGGUUCACAUUAACAACGCAUCGGCCAUGUAUCAAAGCCAGCCCGUGGCCCUGGACUAUUUCCUGGCCUCGGCACUUUCCGUUCACCUCCACGCAGCCUGCCACGGACCCCCAGACUUUGCGCCUCUUUGCUACACCCAAUUCAUGGAGGCCGUAGAGCUAGUCAAGUCUCUGCCUCGAGGCUUUGAGUCAGUCCGCCUACAGACACUUGUCAAGACAACAGGCAAUCUAGUCAGGGCGCGCGGCCUGGCCCCGUUGGAUGCACGACACUCGCCGUCUGGAGAAGGGUCUAGCCUGGCGAUUGAAUUGUGCAAUCUGUUUGGGGCAACCAUGGCCAACGGGAAUGCGAACCAGGCAUAUUGUAGAGGUAUGUCUCGCGGUGUUGCGUUGGAUGGAGUUGGUGAAGGAGACUUGGCUGGCUGGCUGGAGAGUGGUGGGCCGGUAUCUCUAGACGCGUUGCCUCUGCUGGGACAUGAUGAGUUGGCUAGUAUCUUUGGCGAUCUGCGUUGA
Messenger RNA from Aspergillus calidoustus, 1800 nucleotides. The record is from the annotation of a GenBank genome assembly. Lineage: Eukaryota; Fungi; Ascomycota; Eurotiomycetes; Eurotiales; Aspergillaceae.